Molecule: messenger RNA, 774 nt
Organism: Penicillium daleae
Lineage: Eukaryota; Fungi; Ascomycota; Eurotiomycetes; Eurotiales; Aspergillaceae
Product: putative G-patch domain protein
Exons: 1
Coding region: 1-774 (257 amino acids)
Molecular function (GO): nucleic acid binding
Source: RefSeq, a predicted model, not a curated record
AUGUCCAGCUUCCAAGAGGAAGAUGAAGAGGACUACUAUCUCCCGCUACAAGAUCAACGUGUCUUUGGCGCGGGUAUACGUCGUAAACGUGUACCCUUCGUGCGAUCAUCCGAGCAUGAGCUCAGCACGAUAAACUUAGCACGCCCCUCUACACCUUCGGGCCCGAGUGUCGCAGACACAUACCUCUCGAUCGUGCUCAAAAAGCCGAAUACAAGUACAUCGCCGAGUACGCCCAAAGAUCGAGAGACAUCACCUCCAGUGCGCGCCACAAGUUCCGCGCCGCCUACAUCAGAAGCCGUCUUCCCGCCGCCACCUGCUCCUACAUCGCAGACCCAAUCCCAAGACCACUGUGAAAUAUGCAACCUCCCAUUAUCCUUGGAGACCGGAUCAGACACCAACACAGAUACCCCGACCUCCCGACCCCACGAGGCCUCCCUUGCCCAUCAAGUCUGCCUGCAACACUCACAUCCACCCUCACAUCUCGACCGGACUCGUGCCGGCUUGCGCUACCUCUCCCACUACGGAUGGGACCCCGAUAGUCGUCUGGGCCUUGGUGCAUCAGGACGUGAAGGUAUCCGAGAACCCUUGAAAGGGCGGAUCAAACAUGACACUACGGGGUUGGGGGCGGGCCUGGAUGCAGACGGAGAUCGGAUACGUGUGCCACCUCCACCCCCGAAGAAAGUGGAAAAGUUGAAUGCGAAGCAGGCACGAAAGGGUGCGCUUGAGGCUAGGAAGAGGGGGAGAGAAGCUCAGGAAUAUGUUUUUCCAGAGUGA